UAUGGACUCGUCGUCUUCAGUUGUUGAUAAUCUAGAAAGAGAGAAACAGAUAAUUAUACUUACGUUAAAAUACUUGUCGGAAAAAUCUACUUUUGGUUUAAUAGAAUUUGCCAAAUAUUCCAAAACAGUAUGGAAUUCCGACAAAAGACUUCACAACGAAAGGAUUAGAUCUGAAAUGGUUCAUAAAAUUGAAAAUAUGAGACCUAAACCUUUGAAUUGGACUCGUUCAACAAAAAUAAAUACUGGUUUGAAUGUUUAUUUACACGAACCUGGUCACUUGGAACGAUUACAGAGAUUAAAAGAACAAGAUAAUCUACCAAUAAUCCUUGUUGUUAUAAGCGAUGGAGAGUUUAAAGAAAAUACAUACAAUUUAAAUUUUGGAUUUAGUAAACUACUAGCGGCAAAGAAAUCUAAUAAAAUUGAUAAGAUCAUCUUCUUUAAAGUUGAUAAUCAAACGUUUGAAUCGUGGAGAUUUGUUCUUCCUCUAAUCGAGGAUCAUACAUCUAUUAUUAUUAAUAAUAAUACACAAAAUUUAAAUAAGACAUUGGUUAAUGUUUGGUUCGAAGCUUGUGGAAGACCACCCCCUGUUACUGAACCAACUUGUCCAGCUCAUUGUCGGGAACCGUGCGACAAAAUAUGCCCAAAAAAAACUUGGCUAGAACAUUUGGAUAUAUUAUUCUGCGUUCCACUCUACGGAACUGAUGCAAAGUUGAAUAGCUACGAAAGAAUUAUUACGGAUAUUCUUGAUCAUUUUAAAAAGUUCAUCCGAAAGAAUUCAGUUCAUAUAUCAUUACUUCGGCAAGAUUGCCAUCCUUGGGGAUUUACCUUUCAUGAGGGUUUUGCCAUGCUAGAAGAUAAAAAAAUUGAACAUAUUCAAAGAAUCCACAGUCAAUUUAGAGUAGAAGAAAGUAUACAUAACGCCAAUGAUCAAAUGGCAAAACACACUUUACAGCAAUAUUCUCAUCCACCAGAGCAUGGCCAAAUUUCAGUCAUUUUUAUAUCAAAUCCCCAAGCUCUUCGGCAGAAUGAUUAUCAGGUAAAAGUCGAUACGAAAUUUUUAUAUAAAAAAAUUAGUUAA
This is a messenger RNA of Dimorphilus gyrociliatus, 1078 nucleotides long. The record is from the annotation of a GenBank genome assembly. Lineage: Eukaryota; Metazoa; Annelida; Polychaeta; Dinophilidae.